Molecule: messenger RNA, 1139 nt
Organism: Chara braunii
Lineage: Eukaryota; Viridiplantae; Streptophyta; Charophyceae; Charales; Characeae
Source: the annotation of a GenBank genome assembly
GUAAGCAGUGCCACGUCAGACACAGUGCCACGUUAGCAGUGCCACGUCAGACACAGUGCCACGUCAGCAGUGCCCCGCCACCAUGACGGGCGCAGCUUUGGGCAUGUCAGGCCAACUGGCCAAUGAGUCCAUUGCCGACUACAGAAAACGCUUCGAGGCUCAGCUCGCUGCAAUCGAGGUUGAGGAACAAUGCCAGCUGGCAGUCAAGGCUGCCCAGCUAGAGGCUCAAGAAGCAGCAACAGCAGAGAAGCUGCGGCUACAGGCCGAAGCAGACGCAGAUACCCAGGCUCGCCGCAAGGAAGUCCAGGAUCUGCUGCUGCGGCAUGAAGCCAACAGCAUCGACAGACUCAAGUUCUGGCACUUUGAACCGAACGGCAACGAACCAACACCGGAAGAGAAGCAUAAGGAGUUCAUGGCCAAGCUCGUGACCAGGCUGGUUUACAUAUGUAACCACCUGCAGUUCGAGCUGGCAAACCUUCAGAGGGCUGUGCGGAACCAUAAGACUCAGCAUGAGGAUGCCACACGGGCACUGGACGCCCGUGUACUGGACCUGGAACAGGCUGUACCAAGACCAGAUGCUGGGGCUUCCAGCAGUGCAUCCUCUAGCCGCCAACUGGAGGAACGCGUUGACCAUGUAGUGGCAAUGCUAGGAGACAUAAGUGCCUUCACAGAGCCGGCCACCAUCAGCCAGCUGUUCGAGUUGCUGGACACUAAGAUAAAUCAGCAACAGCAGACCGACCACAACCACAACAACAGCUCGGCAAGGCCAUACAAGAUGCCGACGUUCCGGAUCGAGAAAUUUGAUGACUACACACAUCAAGACCCGGUCGUCUGGUGGCAAGGAUUUACAACGGAGUUGGGGAUCCACGAGGUCCCUGACCAUCUGUUCAUCACUGCUCUGUUCAUCAACACCAAGGGAGGAUGUUAGAUCUGGCUCAGCCACAUGGCAACCAUCCACGACGUCCAGGUUUCAGACCUACACAAGAAGGUCUCCUGGGCGCAUAUGACAAAGGAAUGGAAGAAGCGGUUCAUAGUGGAUGACGCGCCUGCGCUCGCCAUCAACCGCAUCUUCGCGAUGGCUCAAGGGAGCACACUGACACGUUGUCAGGCGGCCACAAGCAGUGCGCCGCCUGAAAUCU